AUGCUCAGCACCACCAAGAGCAACAUCGCCGAGGAGGCAGCGGCGGCAGAUCUAGCAGUGGUUCUGGUUGCGGAGGAGACAUGCUCUUCUUCCAUAGAGGAGGAGGACGACAAGGAGGCAUAUGUUGGUGCGGUGGCACAGGACGCGGAGGCCGCAGCCGAUGUGGAGGAGCCUGAUGGAGUCGACGACGAUGACGAUAGUCUGAUGGUGAUGAGUUGGACGGAAUAUGUCGUGGCCUACAAGAGGCUAUCCGAGUCCAAGAUCAAUUACAUCCUGUCUUAG
Messenger RNA from Miscanthus lutarioriparius, 282 nucleotides. The record is from the annotation of a GenBank genome assembly. Lineage: Eukaryota; Viridiplantae; Streptophyta; Magnoliopsida; Poales; Poaceae.